Messenger RNA from Aphanomyces invadans, 1524 nucleotides. RefSeq lists its product as hypothetical. Gene Ontology annotation, molecular function: phosphatase activity. The record is from RefSeq and is a predicted model, not a curated record. NCBI's taxonomy places the organism in Eukaryota, Oomycota, Saprolegniomycetes, Saprolegniales, Verrucalvaceae. Gene Ontology annotation, biological process: dephosphorylation. The transcript is spliced from 10 exons. Bases 1 to 1470 code for a protein of 489 amino acids.
AUGGCGAAAGCAGCGGCGGUCGCGUUCGCACAAGUGGCGCUUGCGUCCAUGUACGACGGAUGGAGCGUACCCGACUAUUGCAUGGCCACGGACACGAUGACCAAGGUCGCGAUCCAGCCAGUGACUACCACACGAUCGAUGGAGCUGGUCCAAGCCCAGGUCGUGGCCCGCCACGGAGCCCGGGCGCCGUACUCACGUGUGUUUUGCUGGGAAACGGCGGCAAGUCCUGUGAAUGCCGUGUGGAAUUGCUCGACGAGCUCUGUUUGGUCGGAAGACAUUGCGUCCCCGUCGAACAAAAACCGAGGAUAUGGUCGGCUGUACAAGAAACAGUACCUUGACGGUGAAAACGUCUUGCCAGGCACGUGCGCUGUCGGUGGAUUGCUUCCGUUGGGCCGACAACAACAUCGCCGCGUUGGCGAGUUCCUCCGCGACGCAUACAUUGGGCACGGGCCGCACAAACUAUUUGCUUCCAGCAAGUUGAACACGAUUCCCAAGCACCAACUCUACCUUCGAAGCGACGAUGAAGAGCGAACGCUCGGGUCUGGCCACGCGCUGGUCGAUGGCCUCUUCCCUUAUGAUCCUUCCGACGACGUCGACGCCGAGCACAUGUUGACAUGGAUGACCACCGACGGCGCAACCGACUACAUCGACCACAAAAACGAUACCUCGUGCCCCGUGCUGCCUUACAUCGUGGAGCAAGUUCAAGCCUCCCCCGAGUGGACAUCAAGCGCCGCGUCCGUCGCGGCGUUGCAGGCCGCGUUUGAACGAGUGGUCAACGGCACGUUCUCGUGGGACACGUGCUUGGAGUGCCUCAUGAUUGCAAGAUGCAACGACUUGGCCCUUCCCCCCGGCACGACCCAAGACAUGUUUGAUGGCUUGAUUCAACACGUCCAAGCCCGCAAGAAACUCGUUCUAACGUACCGAGACGGAUGGUAUGCCAAGGUCGACAUGCACCGCAUGUGGGCCGACGUCCUCCACCGCAUGGACGCCGCCAUGGCGAACCCCGAAGACGCCCCGAAACUCGCGAUCACCAUCGGCCACGACUCGACCAUCAUGCCGAUGAUGGCCGUACUGCUGGGGGACCGUUGGGACGGUGGGUGGACCACGUAUGCUGGGACUCUGGUGUUUGAACUGUACAAGGAAGAGAAGCGCCAGAUCGACGACACGUCGGCCUAUGCUGUUCGAGUCGUCUACAAUGGAUAUCCCCUGCAGCUUCCGUUUUGUCUUGACGACCUAUGCGACUGGACAGUGUUCAACGAGACCUUGGCGUUUGCACGCGGCGCGCGGUCGUGCUUGGUGCCAACGACCACGUCGCCGCCGCUCCCACAUGUCCAGCUGUGGAAACCGCAUGGACUGCACUGGGCCGCAGCGGCCAUCAUGUUUGGCGCAUCGGCUGCGAUGACAGUCGCCAUGAUGCGAGAACUACGUCAUCGCCAUGAAGACCCAACGACGCGCUAUCUACUCGGCUAACUCGACGAAUUUUGAAUCGUUGCACGCCGCCAUAAAACGAUGCAUUUGUCCCGA